ACUACGUUACUGUACAACCGUCAAAAGCGAAAUAAAUCGCUUUUUAACAAGUAGUUUGAGUGAAAGCUGUCCAUUUCCGUCUCGUUUAUUGUAUCUUAUCGAUCUGUGCCAACUUAACAUUGUUUUUUAAUAGUAAAAAGUAUGUAAAAGAGCCUCCUUGAAGCGUCAGUCAAAAUCUGAGGUCAUCUUCUGUGCAUCAUGGCACCUUUGCAGGACCAUCAGGUGGAGAAACUGCUGGAUGAGGCUUCCAAACACAAUAAUUUUCAGGACCUAGAGAAAUUCUUGCAAAAUGAAAGCAAGGAGGAAACCACUGUAAAAUGUUCCAGGCAAUUCAUGACCAAGCUGGAUAAGCUUUUCAUCAGGGAAAUGGAUCUUGGAAAUGUGGACCAUGCUUGUCUAGUGCUUACCGUUUUACACAAAUAUGGCGAGACGCUGGUGUUUCCAGGAGGUGGAGGAAUGUCUGUAAUGGUCGCCCAGGGAUUUGUUAAAAAGAUGGUGCAGUGGUUCGACAAGGCCAGAAAGCUGUGGGAGGAGGCUGGGUCAUCAAGAAACGAGACUAUGAUGAAGCUGGCUGAGGACUACUUUGAUGCACUGAUGGUUGUUUGUGAAAGUUGUAAAGAAGGUAUAUAUGAAGUUACAGAAGCUCUGCUUAGUCACAUUGGCAAACUGGCCUCUGAUGCACAAAUAAACAUCAUGAUUCAGAAAGAGGCAGCAAGGAAACUCAAUGCUAUUCUGGAAAAGAUUCCCAUAGAGCUGAAAAAGAAGAAAAAGAUCUUGUCAUCUCAAGAGGCUUCAUCUAUGAUGAGUGCAGUGGCCAAUCAAAUCCUCAGAGGUGGAGAUUAUGACUUGCAGGUGUCUUUAAUGGAGGCCCUCUGCAGAAUGGCUUCACCAGUUCAGAGGAAUCAACUAGCUGACUCCUGGUUUACGAUGACUUUUGUCUCCUCUGCAUUCAAGAAGAUCAAAGAUCCUGAGUUUGAGACUGACUGUAGGAAGUUUCUAAAUAUGGUCAAUGGCAUGCAAGGAGAUGGGAGAAGCGUAUACUCCUACCCUUGCCUGGAGGCAUUUUUGGACAAACAUGAGCUGCUCAUGCCAGAGGACAAGAAUCUUGAAGCGUUCUGGAUUGACUUUAAUCUAGGAAGUCAAAGCAUGUCUUUUUAUUUCUGUGUGGCUGAUAAGAAGGCCCAGGUAAUGACUUUAUAG
This is a messenger RNA of Labeo rohita (rohu), 1200 nucleotides long. Its product is annotated as synaptonemal complex protein 2-like. Bases 199 to 1200 code for a protein of 333 amino acids. The transcript has 13 exons. The record is from RefSeq and is a predicted model, not a curated record. Lineage: Eukaryota; Metazoa; Chordata; Actinopteri; Cypriniformes; Cyprinidae.